AUGUCUUUCCUCUUCGGCGGUCCUCCCAAGAUGUCCUCGGCAGAGAAGAUUGCUGCCGCAGAGACAGAAGUCGAGAUGGUCUCGGACAUGUUCAACCGUCUGACCGAGUCCUGCACCAAGAAAUGCAUCCCCACCGACUACCGCGAAGGCGACCUGAACAAAGGCGAAUCUGUCUGCCUUGACCGCUGCGUCUCCAAGUUCUUCGAGGUCAACAUCAAGGUCAGCGAGAAGAUGCAGGGCGAGGCGGCCAACAAGCAGGGCGGCGGCUUCGGCAUGUAA
This is a messenger RNA of Aspergillus clavatus NRRL 1, 279 nucleotides long. Its product is annotated as Tim10/DDP family zinc finger protein. Gene Ontology annotation, biological process: protein insertion into mitochondrial inner membrane. NCBI's taxonomy places the organism in Eukaryota, Fungi, Ascomycota, Eurotiomycetes, Eurotiales, Aspergillaceae. The record is from RefSeq and is a predicted model, not a curated record. The transcript is spliced from 2 exons. Bases 1 to 279 code for a protein of 92 amino acids. Gene Ontology annotation, cellular component: mitochondrial inner membrane.